CGAAUGCGGUCUUACAACAUGGUAGCUCGCAUCGAGUCGACGACGUCGAACGAAUUCGAUUGUGUAAAAUAACUUAGUUUUUGUUUACUUUUUAAACUUAAUUAUUAAAAUGCGUUGAGUUAAUUAUGUAAUUUUACGCGUAAGUGGAUUGUAUUUAACAAUUGUAACAUGAAAUUGUUAUCCGUUGGAUAUUUUAUAAGUCUAUUAUUAGUAUCUGUCUUCACUUGUGUGUUAUCAAAUCAAGAUGAAGUUCCUACUUCCAAUGACAUUGAAGAAUUGGAUGUGUCUUCCAAGCCAAAGUUUGCUAUUUCUUUAGGACCCAACCAAAACUUAGAUAAAAAUUCCGUCGCUGGCGAACAAUGCGAAGAUCUCGACAUCUGUACAGAUAAAAGCGGAUAUGAAGCUAUUAGGACACUCCACAGACAAUUGGAUGACGAUGCCAAUGGCAACAUCGAUCUUGAAGAGAGCGACGAAUUUCUACGUGAUGAACUACAGUAUGAAAACGGGUAUGAAAGACACCAAGGUUUUCACGGGAAUGAUAAGUAUAUUAAUGUGGAUGAGUUAUGGCAAGCAUGGAAAACUUCUGAAGUUCAUAAUUGGACAGUAGAAGAAACUGUGGAAUGGCUGGUAUCUUACGUUGAUCUUCCCCAAUAUGUAAACACAUUUCAAAAUCACAAUGUAGACGGCACCAAGCUACCAAGAUUAGCUGUUAAUAGUUUAAAUUUCAUGACAAUUGUUUUGGGCAUUAAAGAUCCAAUUCAUAAACAGAAAAUUGCCUUAAAAGCUAUGGACGUUGUGUUAUUUGGACCUCCAAAAUUUCGUAAUUAUCUGAAGGAUGUGUUACUAGUUAUGUGUCUCGUUAUCGCAAUCGGAGGAUGCUGGUUUGCUUACGUUCAGCAUAAAUAUUCUCAGACUCAUUUGUUAAAAAUGGUUAAAGAUAUGGAAUGUUUACAGAAUGCAGAAGAAUCUCUGUUAGAACUACAAAGAGAAUUAGAUAAAGCAAGACAUGCUCAAGAAAUUGUUGCAAUUGAAAAAGAAAAUUUAGAACGUAGACUUAAAGAUGAAAUUACAACAGCAAAGCUUCAAGCUUGUGAAAAACAAGAAUUGGAUUACAUGAAACAAGGCAGAGUUUUGCAGCUUGAAGACGAAUUGCGCGACGCUCAAGAGGAUUUGAAGAAAACGAAAAAAAUGUUGGAAUCUAGACCGUGGGCACCGCCGACCGAUCUGCAAAAUUGGUUACAGCUUACCCACGAGUUAGAAUUGAGAUACUACAAUGCAAAGAAAGCAGCUGCUGAGAAACAAUUAGCAGCAGCUAAAGAAGGGUGUGAAAAAUUGCGUAGAAAGCGAUCUGCUUUCAUGGGCGCUUUUCGAAUUGCUCACGGCGGCUCUAUUGACGAUGUAGACAAUCGCAUUUUACAAGCAAAAGCAGCUCUGUGUGAAAUCACUAAAGAUUUGCAAGAGCGGCUUUAUAGAUGGCGUCAAAUCGAGAUGCUUUGUGGUUUUCCUAUCGUUCACAAUCCAGGUUUAUUGUAUUUAGAGACUGUUUUAAAGUCUCAUAAUAUCAAUGGCAGUGUGGGAAUACCUGCUUUUAGUGGAAAUUCUUUAGCUAAGAAGCAUGACUACAAUAUUAUUACCCAAUAUUUUUGCUUGUUAGGAAGAGGUAGCACGUUGGCCAGAAGCAGUAGCGAAGGGACGCUCAUGCACGACAGCCCUCCUCCGUACGCUGCCGAAGUCAGUGCGAUACAAGAAUUAAUUCACAAUUCGGCAGCUCUGUUUCUAGUCCCCGUACCACCGGCAUGUCGUGAUCCUCUACUAACGAGCCAAACUGGCAAUGUUUCAAUGCUUUCUACGAGUCUUCUCACUUCCGCUACUCCGACUAAACUAUCUGUCGUAAAUGGCUCUCUCUCUCAUUAUCCUCCACCUCCGCCGAGCUACAACACCAAUCACAGGGCCACGCUGUCCCGCGAUCACACUCCCGAAGAGACCGUUACAAAAAAUUUGAUAUCUCACGCAGAAGUUAAUUCGGAGGAAGAGGCGGAAGAAGAGGAAGAGGACACGGACAGGAGCCUGACUCCUCUGUCGUCCCUCUCCAUCAACGGGAUAUCCGAGAAACACGAAUUCAUCAUCGGAGACAGUCCCUCGGAUACAAACUCGCCGACCAAUUCCAACCCCGUUCAGAAUCGUCCCUUAAAGAAUAUUAUUCUGGAGCAUCAAACGGAUAAGGGGGUGCUGGUGCAAUCUCCCUCGUGCCAGAGUCUGUCCAGUCAGGGAGACUCUCCCCCUUUGGUCUCCAAUUCGUCGCCGGCCGAAGGUCACAAAAAGUCGCUUUCGGAUACCAUCCGGCAGACGUUUUCCAGUAACAACGUGUCCAAAAAUCACACCAAUCACUCUAGCUCUUCACUGGAGGAGGAAUGCAAAAAGGAGAAAAAGAAGAGGCAACUUUUCUCCCAUUUGAGAAAGAAAAAGUCGUGAAAAAAAAAAAACCUUGUUUUUAAACGUUGUAAAAGGGGCUAUUUAUCUGUUUCUCCCGGUUCAUACCUCGUUGUAUAAUCGUUUCUUAACCUGGG
Molecule: messenger RNA, 2567 nt
Organism: Centruroides sculpturatus (bark scorpion)
Lineage: Eukaryota; Metazoa; Arthropoda; Arachnida; Scorpiones; Buthidae
Product: stromal interaction molecule homolog
Exons: 14
Coding region: 169-2472 (767 amino acids)
Biological process (GO): activation of store-operated calcium channel activity; intracellular calcium ion homeostasis; store-operated calcium entry
Cellular component (GO): endoplasmic reticulum; plasma membrane
Molecular function (GO): protein binding; calcium ion binding; calcium channel regulator activity
Source: RefSeq, a predicted model, not a curated record